CGUUCGAGUUGUUACUAUGGAUGCAGAGCUGGAGUUUGCCAUCCAGCCAAACACUACAGGCAAACAGCUGUUUGACCAGGUGGUUAAAACCAUAGGUUUGCGAGAAGUGUGGUACUUUGGUCUCCAGUACGUGGACAACAAAGGAUUCCAGACUUGGCUGAAGCUUGAUAAAAAGGUUUCUGCUCAAGAAAUCAGGAAGGAGAAUCCCCUCCAGUUCAGAUUCCGUGCCAAGUUCUUCCCAGAGGAUGUGUCUGAAGAGCUGAUUCAGGACAUCACGCAGAAGCUGUUCUUCCUGCAGGUGAAGGAAGGGAUCCUCAGUGAUGAGAUCUACUGUCCUCCUGAAACAGCAGUACUUCUUGGCUCCUAUGCUGUGCAGGCCAAAUUUGGAGAUUAUAACAAAGAGGUGCACAAGCCUGGAUACCUCAAUUCAGAGCGUCUGAUCCCCCAAAGGGUGAUGGACCAGCAUAAACUCUCCAGAGAGCAGUGGGAAGAACGAAUCCAGGUGUGGCACGCUGAGCACAGUGGCAUGCUCAAAGAGAAUGCCAUGCUGGAAUAUCUGAAGAUAGCCCAAGACCUGGAGAUGUAUGGAAUCAACUACUUUGAAAUCAAGAAUAAGAAAGGAACUGACCUUUGGUUGGGGGUUGAUGCUUUGGGGCUCAACAUCUAUGAAAAAGACGAUAAACUAACCCCGAAGAUUGGGUUCCCCUGGAGUGAAAUCAGAAACAUCUCUUUCAAUGACAAGAAGUUUGUUAUAAAGCCUAUUGACAAGAAGGCACCAGACUUUGUGUUUUAUGCCCCUCGUCUGAGAAUUAACAAGAGGAUCCUGCAGCUCUGCAUGGGCAACCAUGAGCUGUACAUGCGGCGCAGGAAGCCCGACACCAUUGAGGUGCAGCAGAUGAAAGCCCAGGCCCGGGAGGAGAAGCACCAGAAACAACUGGAGAGGAAACAACUAGAAGAUGAAAAGAGGAGAAGAGAGACAAUUGAGAGGGAGAAAGAGCAAAUGCUGAGGGAGAAGGAAGAGCUGCUGGUGAGGCUACAAGAGUAUGAAGUGAAGACUCAGAAAGCAGAGAAAGAGCUGUCAGAUCAGAUCCAAAGAGCCAUUCAGCUGGAGGAGGAGAGGAAACGGGCCCAGGAGGAGGCAGAACGCCUGGAAGCUGACCGUUUGGCGGCUCUGCAGGCAAAGGAAGAGCUGGAGAGACAAACUAUGGACCAGAUAAAGAGCCAGGAACAGCUGGCUACAGAGCUUGCAGAGUAUACAGCCAAGAUAGCACUUCUUGAAGAGGCAAGGAAGCGUAAAGAGAGUGAGGUUGAAGAGUGGCAAAUCAGAGCCAGGGAAGCACAGGAGGAUCUGGUAAAGACCAAGGAGGAGUUACACCUGGUAAUGACUGCUCCACCUCCACCCCCACCCCCUGUCUAUGAGCCAGUGAAUUACCAUGUCCACGACAACUUGCAAGACGAGGGCUCUGAGUACUCAGCCUACAGCGCCGAGUUCUCCAGCGAGGGCAUCAGGAACGACCGCAACGAGGAGUCGCGCAUUACCGAGGCAGAGAAGAACGCACGAGUGCAGAGCCAGCUGAGGGCGCUGACAGAUGAGCUGGCCCAGGCUCGGCACAACAACAAGAUGACCCAAAAUGACAUCAUCCACUCGGAGAACAUGCGCCAGGGACGGGACAAGUACAAGACGCUGCGGCAGAUCCGGCAAGGCAACACCAAGCAGAGAAUCGAUGAGUUUGAGGCAAUGUAAAGAUGCUUGUAAGAAGACAGGAC
Ficedula albicollis (Collared flycatcher) is the source of this 1767-nucleotide messenger RNA. It is a transcript of the gene EZR, whose product is annotated as ezrin. Gene Ontology annotation, cellular component: filopodium; cytoskeleton; plasma membrane. NCBI's taxonomy places the organism in Eukaryota, Metazoa, Chordata, Aves, Passeriformes, Muscicapidae. The record is from RefSeq and is a predicted model, not a curated record. The transcript has 12 exons. Bases 17 to 1744 code for a protein of 575 amino acids. Gene Ontology annotation, biological process: positive regulation of early endosome to late endosome transport; regulation of cell shape; regulation of organelle assembly. Gene Ontology annotation, molecular function: actin binding; cell adhesion molecule binding.